GGGGUGAGGUGGUCCCUGGAUUCCUGAUAAGGAAGAGGUGUUGCAACAGAAGCUGGAGGGGGCAGUUAAAGGGACUUGGGCUCUGACCUGGGGCCAGAGAACUCUGGGAGGAGAGGCUGAGAGAAAAGACCCAGUCAGGAGUGAAGUAGAGAGAUGGUGUCCACAGACAUGGAGACUGCAGACGUCGGUGAGGGGGCCCUUAAGUCCCCACAGCCCACCCACAUUGAUGUGCACAUCCACCGAGAGUCUGCUCUGGCCAAACUCCUGCUGACCGGAUGCUCAAUGUUACGGCUCCCAGAAUCUGCCUCGACCAGGAGUCUGGGCAGCAGCAGGCUGCUGGUGGCCUCCUGGGUGGUGCAGAUUGUGCUGGGGGUUCUGAGUGUGGUUCUGGGUGGAACCCUCUACAUCUGCCAGUAUUUAACCAUGAAUACCUCAGGUGCCCCCUUCUGGACUGGGAUUGUGGCUAUGCUGGCUGGAUCUGUUGCCUUCCUUCACAUGAAACGGGGAGGUACCUGCUGGGCCAUGUUGAGGACCCUUCUAGUACUGGUGAAUUUCUGCAUGGCUGUGGCUGCCAUUGUUCUUGGAGCUCGUGAGUUCAAUGUUUACCGAUACUAUCUCAGAGAUGAUGUCUGUGUAAGCUACUCUUCAAAUCACUGGCCCACCAAGCCCCCCAACACCCCAGGCCCUGAAGAAGCUGAUAGGAUAGGCCUGUGCAUAUUCUACACAAGCAUGCUAAAGAAAACAGACGAGAAGAAACUUCUGGGUGCAAAUGUGAUUUAGCCUCUCCCUUGCUCUGGGUGUCCCUCCUUCCCAAGCCUGAAAGAAGAGUCAACAGGAGCAAACAGACCCUACCCCACUGCCUGGCUCCACCCAGCAUCAUGGCCGCUCACAGCAGUACUUGCUUAUUUUCCUUUACCUUCACCGUCCCAUGUUCCUUCUCAGGUAGUGACUUGAUAAUAAAGUCUCAUGUCAUUGCUAGCA
Molecule: messenger RNA, 981 nt
Organism: Mesocricetus auratus (golden hamster)
Lineage: Eukaryota; Metazoa; Chordata; Mammalia; Rodentia; Cricetidae
Gene: Tmem176a
Product: transmembrane protein 176A
Exons: 6
Coding region: 154-780 (208 amino acids)
Cellular component (GO): membrane
Source: RefSeq, a predicted model, not a curated record